Messenger RNA from Trichoplusia ni (cabbage looper), 1305 nucleotides. RefSeq lists its product as uncharacterized. The transcript is spliced from 6 exons. The coding region runs from base 335 to 958 and encodes 207 amino acids. Lineage: Eukaryota; Metazoa; Arthropoda; Insecta; Lepidoptera; Noctuidae. The record is from RefSeq and is a predicted model, not a curated record.
AGUAAGCGUUGCACGUUUUGGGGAGCGACGUCACAACAGGAUUUACUCGGUUUGAGAGGCAACAAUAGUGUUAAAGUAGCGAUGUAGACAAUGUUCGGCAUGUGGUUGCGCGCGCGCCACACGAAUAUAAAUCAGGCUAGUGGUGCCGGGGCGCGCGGCGGUGCGGCGGGCGGACCACUGCAGCGACAGCGGCGAGGAGUGUACCGGAGGUGUUCGUGUUUGAGCGCCAGAUCAACCGUGGCCUCCGUCGAUUGUGGACCUGCACCAAGCCGUGCCGCGGAGAAAGGACCGACACUAGUGCCUCUUGCAACAUCACCAGCUCUACCACACAAACAUGAAGAUCCUACCUCUUUUUAUGUUGGUAGCGUGCGUGGCGGUAUCGGCGCGGGCGCAGGACGAGGAGCGAGCGCCGGCGCCUGCUCGGGGCCUGCUCAAGCGCGGCCCACUAUCUAAAGGGAAACAGACCACAACAACCACCACACCAGCACCACAGGACGAUGUUGAAUACGAAGAGGAGGGUGACUACGCUGCUGAGGGCGAGGCUCAGGAACCUUCGACCGAAGCUCCCACAUCCACCACCGAGGGCAAGAAACUAGUGGGCAGCGGCGUCAGGCCUUUCAGGAGCAACACGGAACUGCUGGAAAUCCUCAAGAAGAAGAGGGCCCAAGCUGCCGAAGCUAAAUUGAAUCACCCCACAACCACGACAUCGUCGCCGGCGCAGGACUCUCUUGACCCCACCAAAAUCUCCUACAAUACUAAGAGCAAAAAGCGUUUUAACAAUGCUCCCGUGACACGGGAGGUGACAAACGAAGAGGCACCACCAGCGCCUAAGCCAAGCAGAGGUAGAUUCGGAAGACCGGCAACAAGAUCAGUCCAAGAGCCAGAAGAGGAGCAGGCACAGAGCGAGGUCGCGCCCCCCUCCAGGUCUGGAAGAACGUUCAGGCGAGGCGGCAACUAAUCUCUCUAUAUGUCUCCAUCCCCUAAACCCCCAUCCUUUUUAAAAUAAUAUAUAAUAAACAAGAUUGAACAGCUCCGCACUUAGCCCAGAAAACAGCUAGACGAUGAUUUGGUCCCUCUGGUACUGUUUAAUAAUUUGGAAGGUUUAAUUUAGAAAUUCUCUUCAUUAUUACAAUAUUCUGGACAUUUGUUUCCAAUCUGUUUUCUAGGCUAGGACCGGCGGCCGCCUCAUGCUAGAAGAUCCGUUUCGAAUCCAAAUUCAUCACAUUAGAUGGAUUAGAAUAUUUUUUAUACUUGUGUAAAUUAUACGUGUAAGUAAUUUUUAAAUAAAAUAAUUUUAAAUUUAAA